AUGCCUGAAUAUACCAGAUACGUGUCGGUUUACACUGGCCCAGACUUUUUCUCAAGGCUGAAAGAUGAAUACAUGGAGGCUUGGGAGCGCAUGGGACAGAGAAAAAACACCAAAGUGAUUCGUGACGAAGACAUUCCUACCGAGGACUCAACCCUGAACCACCUUCAGCUGCACUGCCAUCUCUUGUUCCGUGUACCUGUGGACAGUCAGGACACUCCUCACUCCGAAAUCAUCGAGUACGCCUCAAACAUUAUUGCAUCCUGCCUCCAUCCCGAGACCCGAGAUAGUGGCGAUUCUUUUAAAAACACAGAUCACCCUCUUUUCGACGAGGACGGUCGUGUGAUAGAUGAACUUCUGCCAUCCGAAUGGACUGCCAUCGACGUCGACCGACAAUUCAUGGCCUACCCCAGGAUCUGUGCGGAGGAUGCCAUUUCCAAGCGCGUUCGACGGGAGCGCCUGAAAGAUUUCGGAAAUGCUGAAGUCACUUAUCGGAGAGACUCGUCGGGAAAUACUACCUCGAAGGUAGUGGACGGUGCAUCUUGCUUUAUGAACGAUAAUCCAAAUACCCGCUAG
Molecule: messenger RNA, 573 nt
Organism: Aspergillus affinis
Lineage: Eukaryota; Fungi; Ascomycota; Eurotiomycetes; Eurotiales; Aspergillaceae
Exons: 1
Coding region: 1-573 (190 amino acids)
Source: RefSeq, a predicted model, not a curated record